AUGUCUAUAUUUUUCGACUUUAAAGUAGGACCAAAUGGUAGAAGGUUCAGAAGAGCUGUAGAAGGUGAUAAACAUGAUAUAGACUUGAUAAUAAAUCUCAAACAUACUGAGCAACUGUUUGGUAAUAUUGAUAUCGGAAAUUUGAUAGAAAUAUCAACUUUAUCGAUAUGCAUGAUAAAUAAUAAAAAGGAAGUAAUAGGGUUCAUGGCACUUUGCGACCACCCAAAUAUAAAUGGCGUUGAUCCUUCGGAUUGGGAAAAUUGGAUACGCAACCUGUUUCAGAAAUAUUAUUUGUCAAGAAAUACUUUGUUCAUACAUUUCAUGUGUUGCAUUGAUGCUGUUACGGAUAUAUUCGUCGAAGAAGCUUUUGUGUCGAUUUUCCGUAAUGACGCUUAUCUUUUAAACAUUGUGUUGGUUGUGCCGCCUGGUUGUCCGGAAGGUUGGAUGACCAGAUAUAAAACUUUUAAGAAACGUAGUAUAUACAAAUUCAAGCCAAAACCAAACAAUGGUUCUGAAGAUCUUAUGUACCUUUACACUGCGAUACGAAAUGACUUUUGCCCUAAACUUAAGAUACGACGAGCGGUAGAGGAAGACAAUGAUGAUAUUGUAAGAUUGUUAGAAAAAUAUUGUCCCCGAUUACAAGAAAUGUAUGGUGAAUUUUAUAUAAGUGAAAUUAUCGGGCGCCAUCCAGAAACUGAUAGAACAAUCAUUGUAGCUGAUUAUCAAGAUCAAGCAGUUGGAGUGAUGUGCCUGAACUCUAAGAUCAAUUAUGACAUGCUGCAAAAUACUUAUGAACUUGCUCCUCUUCAUGGUCUACGAAAAGCAACAGCUUUAGAAAAAGAAAAAUAUAAACGAUCGAAUACUUUGCUAAAUACUUUUGGAGAGCCAAUAAUGCUUGGAAAAUGGAGUCCAUUUCAUGAUGCUGUUCAUGGCAUACAAGAAAAAGGAGAAGUUAACGAAGCACCAACGAUAAAAAAGGAACCCGGCAAAAGGACUAAAACACAUAGUAAAGUUAAUUUUGAUCGUAAAUCAGCUAUGCGGAGAAGUUUCGAUCAUUUUUAUUACAGCAAACAAUAUUCAGAAGACAGCGAAAGGGAGAUAAGUUCACCAACUCCUUCAACUGCAACCAAUCUAUCAUUUGUGAAUUGCCUUCUAGAAGACGAUCCUUUUGAUUACGAAAUCGUUAAUAUCGAUAAUCGUCUUUUGACUGUACCACAAGUACUUUCUUAUGAAUUAUUAUUAAAUAAAACCAAUGAAGAUAAAAAUAAGAAGAUAUAUGCUGGUGAUCCAAAUGCUUUUAUGAUCGAAUUGUUCGGAUUUCAAGAAGAUGUGGAUGAAAUACAAGCCUUUCAUUUGCUAGAAGCAGCGUUUGAAGUUAUGAAGGAUUACGAUUAUUGCGUUAUUCGGGUGCCUUGCAAAGACAAAAGUUUUCAUUUACUUGAGCAUUUCUAUUUUGUUCCCACUAAUGAAGGAACUUCAACAGACUAUGCUCUUUAUGUUGCUCAUCGAAGUUCUGUGCUCAGUAAGCUAAGGGUUCGUAGGGCAGAGUUAAUGGAUGUACCUCAAAUUGCUCAUCUCUUAAGGAGCUUAGACGGAAAGGAGACAUUAUGGACUAUAGAAAAUACUAUUAUAAAUAAAAGUGACCUACAAUGCUACGUGUUUCUGAGUGGUGUUACACUCAUUGGUGUUAGUAUAUUAGAGAAACCAGAACAGAUAGACUUCAUUCGCAUUAAAUUUAACCUGGAUUCGCAUCGGAUCCACAAAUACCAUAUCAAUCAAGGCUUGGACUGCGGCUUAGUCACACUUAAAGCUGUUUUAGUGUAUCCUGUAUUCGAACCACAUUACAGGUUCUUCGCCAGAGAUAUGAUAAGACUCUCUGGCUCUAACGCUAUGAUGUGGUUAACUGCAUAUAGAAAUAAAUGGGUAACUCAUAAAGCGAAUUCAUUAGCUGUUUGUAUGGUACCUCUCAUGCCAAGAAAUUCAAAAAUUAGUUAUGUGUCUACGCCAGAACUGAGACGGGUCCGCAAACUUUCUAAUACUGUAAUGGCAUUUAGUAGCUGGUUUAUAAGCAAGAAGUUAACAAGUGUUCCUAAAGUCAAUAUUAACGCUAGAAUUCUUGUUGUUGGAGCUUCUAGAACUGCAAUGGCCUUUCUUAAUACGUUGCUUUUCAGUGAUUCUUGUUUUUAUUUAUUCUUCACAAAUGUGACUUUAGUGUCGCCAAAUGGUCUGCCAUAUACAAAAAGAACAAAUACACUGUCUGAAAUGAUGUUCCAAAAAUAUUACACAAAUUCCGAAAAAUAUCUUAAAAGCGUUCCAUAUACGUAUUAUGUGAAUGUUAUUCAAGGGACAAUGGUCGAGAUUGAUAAACGUAAAAAACACAUAUAUCUGUCAAAUGGUCGCAAAUGUGAUUAUGACCUUUUAUUUUUAUUAUUUGGAAAGCAAUAUCAACAUCCGGAUUACUUAAAGUCUAUAUUAAAAAGAAAAAAAGAUGUGAGGAGCGGCAAACUUCCUCAAUAUACACCUCUUGACAUACCUCAGCCUAGGUUAGAACCAGACGUUAUUAACUAUACUCCAGCUAACGUCUUCAUUAUAAACACGAUAACAGAUGCGAAUAAGGCACUUGGCUUUGUUCGGUCAUUAAAUUUGCAGGAUACGGACUAUAAAAUACUCGUUUACGGUGCUACGAAACACGUUUACUGUUGUUUGGCAACUUUAAUUGAAAUGAAGAUAUCGACUGAAAAUAUAAUUUUUAUUGAACCCUUCCCACCUUUACAUAUUAGAAAAAUGAGAGUUUCGUUAUUUUGUAAUGCUUAUGUAGAAAAUUCUGUGUGCGAGCUUCUAAAAAAUCUGAAAAUCAAAGUUUAUCGUUCGUAUUAUUUUCACGUCUGGCAUAUGGAUGUUGACAAUCUAGUUACUCAGGUUGAUUUCCUCUCGCAAUUUCAUCUGUUACAACUAAAGUGCUCAGCCCUUUUUUAUUAUGGGACUCGUGGUGUAAAUGAGCAAGCGUUUUUUGCAAUUAAUAAAAGCGGUAUGGCAUAUGAUGGCGGGAUUCUAAUAGACCAUCAGUUUAGGACUAAAGAUCCUUCAAUUUAUGCCGCCGGAACAGCCACUAGAUAUUAUAGAAGGUACUACGCUGAUACAAUGCGGCAAAAAUAUUACGAUGCCUACGAAGUGGGAGCCAAGCUUGGUUCUCAAAUUAGGGAUCAGUUAGACCCACUUUUCAAAGAAACACCUAUAGAGCUAGAAAAGUCAGUAAAAGGGUCAGUGAAGUGUGUUAGUUUUGAUUCAUCUUCAAUUGUUACGAAAGAUUCUACUGAUGUUUCGGAAUCAAUUAAUAUUGAAACAUCUUGCCAGUCUCACGAUUCGGAAGAAGUUCGAAGAAUCCCUAUUUUUAAAAAGCCGCAUGUAACACAAUUCAUACUUCCUGGUGGUAUUCAGUAUUUAGAGGUGCGAUCCCCUGGGAUGAAGAUUCCUCAUCAUUAUGUUCAAUCCUUACGGUAUAAUGGCAUUGUAAUGGAAACUUUUAAAAGUGGGUAUUUUAAACUUCGCAUGACUAAUGACCUUAUCGUCGAUGGAAUUACAUGUUUGACUCCCGAAAAAAUUUCGCUCGAAAAUUUUAAAAAUCUUUAUGGACUUUCCUCGACCGUUCUUAAUAAUGUUCAUUUGCGAUAUACUGCAAAGAAGUUGGAUAAUUUCUACGAUUUUUUUCAAGAUCCUUGGGCCUGCUUUUUAUAUCAUGACCAAACUGACGAGUUAUUUGCUAUGAUUAAGGAAAUACUUCCUAAGGGACAAAAAUAUGGUGAAACUUUAGCAGAAACUAUGAGAAAAGUAGGAGAUGGUUCGAGUAACCAGUCAUUUAAACCCCAUACCAAAAUGAAUAUUCGAUCCAGCUUUGAAAAGUCGCCUCACGUGGAAGCUGUAACUGAUUAUGUUUUAGAAUGGUUAUCAGAAAACGACAUCCUAUUACCUAUGUACCUUCUGCCCUGGCAAACGAGACAGUACAGUUAUGAUUUGGAUCACAAUCCAGCUUUCAAGAACAGAAAAAAUACAAUUGUCAAAAUGUUAUCUAAGAUUUUUUGA
Nymphalis io (European peacock) is the source of this 4080-nucleotide messenger RNA. RefSeq names its product cilia- and flagella-associated protein 61-like. NCBI's taxonomy places the organism in Eukaryota, Metazoa, Arthropoda, Insecta, Lepidoptera, Nymphalidae. The transcript is spliced from 27 exons. The coding region runs from base 1 to 4080 and encodes 1359 amino acids. The record is from RefSeq and is a predicted model, not a curated record.